Bacillus rossius redtenbacheri is the source of this 5771-nucleotide messenger RNA. It is a transcript of the gene Tlk, whose product is annotated as serine/threonine-protein kinase tousled-like 2. Gene Ontology annotation, cellular component: nucleus. The record is from RefSeq and is a predicted model, not a curated record. The coding region runs from base 590 to 3046 and encodes 818 amino acids. Gene Ontology annotation, molecular function: protein serine/threonine kinase activity; ATP binding. NCBI's taxonomy places the organism in Eukaryota, Metazoa, Arthropoda, Insecta, Phasmatodea, Bacillidae. The transcript is spliced from 17 exons. Gene Ontology annotation, biological process: peptidyl-serine phosphorylation; chromosome segregation; intracellular signal transduction.
GCAGCAGUAGAUGUAGCCAAUAGGAGUGAGUGUACUGUGCAGCAAGUGAAGGUUAAUAUUUUGUAAUACCAAUAUUAAUGCAAUUAUACAAAAUUGUUUCACGCCACAGCGACGAGUUUGAAACAAAUUUAACACGUUUCAAAUUACCCGCGGCCUUUGACGAAAAUGCCCGAAAGUUUGACCCGAUGUCGUUUCACCUGCAAAACAAAUUGGUUGAAAAGUUUUGAUGUAUUCGUAGUAGGCAUGGGAGUUAUUUACGUUUUGUGCAGGUGUUGAAAUUCCGCAUAGUUUUGAGUAACGGAGAAAGAGUUGUGGCAAAUCCUUACGUCGAAUUAGUACUCGAAAUGUGCUAUUUUGUGUAUUUUAGGAAUUCAAAAGUGACCGUGCAAGAAAAUGAUCAUAAAUCGGCGAAUGACGGGCGGUCGCCAUCUUCUACGUGAGUUUUCUCAUUGCUUUUAAAAACUAUUAAAUUCGGUUCAGGAUGAAUAUUAACAGUUAGAUGAGCAUUUUUUACGGACGGAGGAAGGAUUACUUGUAUCGGUCAUCGUACUCUGGAUCGAAAAUAAAGGUGUAGACAUCCUGUAGGCUAAUGACGGAGAAGGCGUGGAACUCCUCCGGUGGGGCCGGCGUGAAGAUGGACAGGUUCCAGGUGGGUCUGGACCCGAGGAAACAAGAGCUGCUGGAGGCGCGCAUCAUCGGCAACCGGGGCUCGGGCGCCGACUACUCCACCAACAACAGCGGCGGCAGCAGCUACGUGCAGUGCCCCAACUCCAUGUGCGGAGUGCCGACCACCCCCGCCGUCGACUGGGCGGCCGUUGGCGCCCGCGGACAGAUGUCAGCUGGCUCCCAGAUUCAGAUGGCACCUCAAACCAGUCUCAACUCGGGGCAGCCAGUUCAUAGUCAAGACUCCAACAUGAGCACAGGUUCCUCCCACAGUGACAAAGAGGUGGACCCCAACACGCCAGAGAAAAUUCUGCGCACACCCUCGGAUAGGAAGCGCAAGCGCAAGGUGGACGACGGGGGAGGAGGGUUGGCGGGGGGCAACGCGAGCGUCGUAGCGAAGGGCCCCCGCACCGGGGACAACAAGAAGAUAAACGAGUACUUCAAGCACGGAGCGGGCACCAGCCCCAUCAGGCACGGCGGGGCAAAGAGCCCUUCCCCCCAGCAAGCGUACUCCAUGACGGACAGAGCAGAUACUCAAUGUGGCGUGUUUCAGUUCCCCCCUUCUCCACAGCAGACGAUAAUGCAGUCCCCCCAGACACCCGUCCAGGGUGUGCCUCCUGAGUACUCGAGUCUCGUGCACUUGCGGUCCCACCCGCCCACAGUUAGCAAGCAAGUCCAGACGGAGCUGACAUGUCAAAGGAUACAGGAGUUCGAGACGCAAGCGUCGUCCGACCUGGAGCUACGGAAUAACAAAAUCGACGAACUCAACGCGGCCAACGAGGAGCUGAAGCAUCAGCUGACGGCGUCUCAAAAGGUCCUCGAGCAACACAAGAGCCACAUAAACAAGUGCAUAGACGUAGUGAAGAAAUUGCUCAAGGAGAAGUCGAACAUAGAGAAGAAGGAGGCGCGGCAGAAGUGCAUGCAGAACAGGUUACGGCUCGGGCAGUUCGUGACGCAGCGAGUGGGGGCGACGUUUCAAGAGAACUGGACUGACGGCUACGCUUUCCAAGAGCUGGCAAGGCGGCAGGAAGAGAUCACGUCUGAGCGGGAGGAGAUCGACAGGCAAAAGAAGAUGCUGGUGAAGAAGCGACCGUCGAACAACGAGACGGGGCGCAAGCGGAACAGCACCCAGAGCCAGGGGUCGGUGGCUGUCCUCCACAACGGCACCGACGCCACCUUCCUGAAGCCGGACCCCGUGCCCGGCAUGUCGUGGCAGGAGUACUACGAGGCUGACGAGAUCCUCAAGCUGCGGCAGAGCGCGCUGAAGAAGGAGGACGCCGACCUGCAGCUGGAGAUGGAGAAGCUGGAGCGGGAGCGCAACCUGCACAUCCGCGAGCUCAAGAGGAUCCACAACGAGGACCAGUCGCGCUUCAACAACCACCCGGUGCUCAACGAGCGCUACCUGCUGCUCAUGCUGCUGGGCAAGGGGGGCUUCAGCGAGGUGCACAAGGCCUUCGACCUGAAGGAGCAGAGGUACGUGGCCUGCAAGGUGCACCAGCUCAACAAGGACUGGAAGGAGGACAAGAAGGCCAACUACAUCAAACACGCUCUGAGGGAGUACAACAUCCACAAAGGGCUGGUCCAUCCCAGAGUGGUGAAGCUGUACGACGUGUUCGAGAUAGACGCCAACUCCUUCUGCACCGUGCUGGAGUACUGCGACGGCCACGACCUAGACUUCUACCUGAAGCAGCACAAGACCAUUCCAGAGAGGGAGGCGCGGUCCAUCGUGAUGCAGGUGGUGUCUGCGCUCAAGUACCUCAACGAGAUCAAGCCCCCCGUCAUCCACUACGAUCUGAAGCCAGGCAACAUCCUCCUCACGGAGGGGAACGUGUGUGGCGAGAUCAAGAUCACGGACUUCGGCCUGAGCAAGGUGAUGGACGAGGAGAACUACAACCCAGACCACGGGAUGGACCUCACGUCCCAAGGAGCGGGCACAUACUGGUAUUUACCACCGGAAUGUUUUGUGGUCGGGAAAAAUCCUCCAAAAAUCUCCUCGAAGGUUGAUGUUUGGAGUGUUGGUGUGAUAUUUUAUCAGUGUCUUUAUGGUAAAAAGCCAUUCGGACACAACCAGUCGCAAGCGACGAUCUUGGAGGAGAACACAAUUCUCAAAGCAACGGAAGUUCAGUUUGCAAACAAACCAACAGUCAGCAACGAAGCCAAGAGCUUCAUCCGGAGCUGCCUGGCGUACCGCAAGGAGGACCGCAUCGACGUGUUCUCGCUGGCGCGGCACGAGUACCUCCAGCCGCCCGUGCCGAAGCACGGCCGGCAGGCCAGCUCUCAGCAGCAGAUCCAGCAGGCCGUGGUGCAGCAGCAGCAGAUACAGCAGCAGACCUCGUUCAGCACGGGCAUGUUCAGCGGCAUGAACGCCUCCAGCUCCUCGUAGUGAACGCCCGGGUCCGAGCUUCCUUCGUCGGGCCCCCCCUCCCCACGGUGUCGUUACUCCCCCCUCCCUCCCUCCCUCCCUCCCUCGCGUCGCGUGCGUCCUCCGUUUUAUAGCACUUUUCUUUUCUUAUACUUUUCUUGCCUCGUUUUAAUCAAUUUUUUUUUCUCUGUGUCUCUCUCUAAAUUAUAAGUGAUCACUUGUAUUUCUUACGCAGAAAGUUUAUUCUAUGAAUAUUUUUUUUACAGUGUACGAUUUGUAGGUCAGUGGUCAACUCAUAUAGGCGUACAGUAAAUAUUUGUUACUGGGCAAGCCAUUUGAAGUGCAGAGUAAUAUAAUUUUGAAGUUUUUUUUUUUUCUUCCAAACUUAAUGUGUUUUGAGGCUUGCUACGAGUUACUCAAAAGUGUCCGCAUCACUUAAAACCGGCACAUGGUCUCGUCUGGUUUGUUUUGGCUUCAUGUACCUACUUUCAGUUGCACUUGCUGGACUAUUGUACGUACUUCAAAUGACUUUUGCAGUGUCAUGCAAAUUAAAAUUAUUUUUUUUCCAUUUGGGCGGCUUCGAAAUGAAUACUUUUGCACUUGCAGUGGUGUUAGUAUGUUUCAACAAAGAAAAAAUUCUGAAAUGUAUUUAAAAAAAUAUUCUAUUGCCUGGAAAUUGUGGAGUCUGUUCGGUACACCGCUGCACCCAUCAUGCAUCACAUUAAUGGUACAACUCUCGUACAUCGUGCCAUUGCGUCUUCUCUCGUUCGCAGCGGUGUCUGAGCAGACUACCCGUUUCCCCGCGAAGGUGGUCUAAGUUUUGAGGGUUUUUUUAUAGGUUUUAUUUAUGCAGAUAAUAUUUCUGUCCAAAAGUUCCUUCUCGAUUUAACGCUACUGUUGUAUACUAAGCAAUGAUAGUGCUCUUGGUGACCCGCAUGUGUUUUGGAGGUUACUGUCAGAGAGAGAGGUGGCCCAGAUGGUGAUAUUAGGUGAUAGCAGUUUGAGAGGGCGUGUUCAGCAGUGGCGAAGUGUUAGCGUAGCUCAUCGCUGUAAAUCUGUUUUGCGAGGCUAGUAUUGUAAGUACGCGUGUACAGAGCUGUAUAUACUGUGAGAACGUCUGGAAGCAGUCGUAUAUUAAAGUGAAGUGUGAUAUUGUAUUGUAAGUAUGGCUGUAAGUGUAACUGUAAAGCUGAAUUUUUUUUAAAAAAAUAUCUCUGCACCUGUUACAGAAAAAAAAUGUUUUCAUAAUAUUUGUUGUUCUUUCAAUUGGAUAUGCAGUUUUUUGUAUUCUUUUUAUCAUGAAAAAGUGUAAUCACGUUUUUUGACCUAAACUUAACUAAAUUAUCAUUUGGCUUAUUGUUGUGAUGUAAUAUUUUUAUCUUGUCUUGUUGAUUUAAUAAUUUAUCCAGGUUGAAAUUUAUUUAGUAAUUUAUUUUUUUUAUGAAGUGUUGUCAUUUUUACACCAGCAUUUCGGUAAUCGUACUAGCUUGGGGAAAUAGAUUUACACGCGGCUAGUCAUUUCUCCGGUAGUUUUGAUGACUGUGUACGCUGAUGAAGCCACUCAAACAUUAACCAAAGAAUCAAAGUAAAAAAAAAAUUGAUCAUUUUACAGUUAAUGUAUCUUGUACUGAAAUAUAUGUUAAGUUUUACCAGUCCCUGAUAAAUUUUGGGAGGACUAGACAGCGUAAUAUUUACUGAGAAGUGAGGUGGCAUAUUUUAUAGCUUUAAUGUAAUAUGUUAGGAAUGUACAUUUCUAGCUUUGUCGAUCUGAUACGGUAGUUAUGAUGGGUAGGUUUUGUGGAACCUAUGUGAGUAAAUUGUGCGGAGAAGAAAUUAUUGGAACUGAUAAAAUGCUAAUGUGCCCCUACUAACGUUGUGAUUGACGAUUUGCUUCAAAGGUGCUUAACAUGUUUAUUGUUUCUUUAAUAGUGAAUUAAGAAGCGACGUUGCCACGAUCGCGGGAGCCUCGCCUCGCGACGGCAUGUCAAAGUUCCUCGUUAAUGGACUAGCCUGAUGGUUUCUGCCGCCAGCCAUGUUGAAACGUUGCGUGCGAGGGUUGGCCGUCUUGUGUGUGUAUAUGUGUAUAUAAUAUUCGCAUCGUCCUUUUCUCGUAUGUUGAAGGCAUUUUAUGGAAGAUUCUCGAGAUUGCAAAGUAGAAAAAAAAUGUGUUUAGUUUUUUUGUUAAAUCCCGUUGCCGAACAAGACUGCCCGUGGAUAAGUGAAAAUGCAUUGUGUGAGGCUUCAGUGAAUGAAUUUUUUGCAGAAGAAGAUUUUCGUAACCGUGUGAAAGUAUUCCGUGAAUAUUUUCAACACUUUUCUCAAUCUUUAUUAUUUUUGCGCUCUGCCGAUGCUUUUCGCUUCCAUCGUCGACUCUACGACAAGUCGAUCCUGCAGUUCAUUUUGUUUGGAUUUUGUACCAUUGUAAUUAUGUAUGUUGAUUUGAGUAGUAAACAUGGACUCUGGUUAAUAAUUGUAAUUAUAAAAAAAAAUUCAAUUGUAUUUAAAGUAAUGAAACCUUUAUCUCAGUUUGAACUUGGCUGAAGAAGUCUUAUUUGCUCCUUGUAUUGAAGAUGAGUUUUUUUUUUAAGUGACCUUGUUGUGUUUUGGUGCUUUGUACCGCGUCGCUUCGGUGCGAGUGGACGCACGAGUGCGAGAGGUUGUGGCCUACGGCCGCCAAGCGGCCCGGCCACCAUCGUGUAACAUGGAGCAGCUUCAGUGUGGAGAAUAUACCAAGUCUGAACUAUGA